This is a messenger RNA of Larimichthys crocea (large yellow croaker), 1431 nucleotides long. RefSeq names its product pinhead (gene pnhd). The record is from RefSeq and is a predicted model, not a curated record. The coding region runs from base 278 to 1237 and encodes 319 amino acids. NCBI's taxonomy places the organism in Eukaryota, Metazoa, Chordata, Actinopteri, Sciaenidae. The transcript has 7 exons.
UCGACACACUCGAUCCACUGGGUCCCUCGCAGCAGAACAGAAAAGCUGUAGAGAUUUCCUUUGAAGUGGCCCCAGCUUGUAAGAACACCAUCCCACAAAGCAUUCGGCAUGGAAAUUUGAUUAGCUCUCACUUUAUUUUGGCUCCACACCACUUUGAGACCUUGUCUUCAGCUCACAUUUGGGGCUGAAGCUUGAUCCCAUAUAAAUAUCAGAGGCAUCAGCGAGCAGAGGGACACUCACGAUCUGGCAGCUAAAGGAGACGAUUCGGACUUAAGCCAUGGAUGUACCCCGACCAUUCCUUCUCCUCCUGUGCGCCCUCCACCUGACCUUGACCGGCGUGCUGAGCAAACACAUAGACCACAGAAACCUGUUCACACAGAGAGUGUGCUGCAAAAGACAGAGCCACUUUGUCUACAUUGGACAAGACAUCUCUGGGAGUCCUGUCAGUGUUGAUGUGGGCAUGUGCAGGUCGCACUGUGGGGGAGCCUCCAGCAGGCCAUCACACGAAGCAGGACAGCAGGAAUAUUCCAAACAUUCCUCAAUGCUGGAAUUUCUCAGGAGCAAAAAAAUGAGGACUCGCGGAUCUGCAGCUCCAGAGAGCUCGGAGCCCCAGAACCAGCUGCCCUCCUGCGGUGUGAACCAGCUAUGCGAGCCGACCGGGAUGCGCGUUGACCGGGUGCUUUUGUUCGAGGGCCCCCGAGAGGUGGAGGUCAUCGAGGAGUGCCACUGCGAGAUCAAGCUGACCCAGUGCAUCCGUGUGCCAGCACUGAGGACUUAUUACUCUGAGACACCGUAUGAGACAGUCAUCGACGUGGGAGGAUGCUCCAAUUCGAAGGGCUCACCAGAGGGAUUCUCCUGCGUCCCGACAAAGUUUGACUCAGCCUUGGUGGAAACCCCCAACAAAGCGGACCUCAUCCCGACCGUGGUGACCUGUGAGCUGAAGGAAAGCUGCUACCGGGUCCCAUAUGUGGAGUAUUACUAUGAAAUAAUCCACCAUGCAGAUGGAGUCAAAGAGGAGAGGCUUAAAGAAAUAGAUGUGGGCAGAUGUUUGGGAGGCUGCACCACAGGAAACCGAUGCCUUCUCAGGAGUCCUUCUGAUCCAGAAAUCUGCCACUUAUGGUCUGAAAAACAGUCCCGCUCCUGCGUCCCUCAGGGCUACGAGAGCCACAGCUUUCUUAACCAGCAUGGACAGAUACGCACCGUCCUCUCCAUCACUUCCUGCCUUUGCCAGAGCUGAACACCCACCCCCCAACAGAAAGUUACCUCUGAGCCCCUCUCAAGAGUUGAAAUGUUUUCAUUCACAGUAGCUGCAGCCUAUCGAUGAUGACCCCACCAGAUACUGUAACAGUUGUUUUAAGAAUUUGCUACCCUAGAGUAUUAUUGUAUUAUAUGUAAUAUAUGUAAAAAUGAUAAUUUUGUAAAUAAAUCUAA